AUGACUUGCCCGCUAUGUGGAUUAAGGGAUGAAUCUAUCGAACACUUGUUUCUUACUUAUGAUUUGGCGUCACAUGUUUGGAGAUCCUCGCCUUGGGGUAUCUACCCGGUGUGUGAUAACGGAAUUCGCAUGUGGGACUGGGUUAAGUUUAUUUGGAGUCUCAAGGACAGGGGUAUACGAGCUGAAGAGGUCUUUCUUUAUGCUUCAAUUGUAGUCGACACCAUCUGGAGGACAAGAAACAAGGUGGUUCACAAUGACUGUCUGCCUGAUGUGAAAAGAUGCAUUGACUCUGUUUGUUACUCAUUUGCAGAUAUUCAUCCUACUAUCUUGCCUGAUCAUGAUCAGAUUCGGCGAGAGUUUUGGGCUCCUCCACCUCAGGACUGGAUUAAACUUAAUUGUGAUGUUAGAGUGGGCCUGGAGAGUAUGUGUAUCGCAGUUGUCGCAAGGAAUCACCUGAGUGAGGUGAUCCGGGUUCACUCGACUCAGUUAGACUUCUCGGAUGCGCUGUGUGGAGAGGCUGCGGCCUGUUGUUUAGCCGUCUCGGCGGCUUUAGAAAUGGGACCCAAAUUUGUAAUAGUGGAGAGUGACUCGAGACUAGUCAUCAAUGCGCUCAAUGGGAAGGAGUCUCAUUGGGCUCUUGAGAACUAUGUCUCCUUUUGCUCUAAGUCUUCUCCCUCGUUUAUUAGUUGUAAUUUUAUUAAUGUUAGUAGAUCCUGUAAUUUUGUUGCCCACAAUGUCGCUAAGUGGGCUUUUACCCACCAUUUGAACGGCUCUAUUUCGGUUUCCUCCUUACCGGAGAACUUAUUUUGUAAUGACCAUGAGGUCUAA
Molecule: messenger RNA, 828 nt
Organism: Cannabis sativa
Lineage: Eukaryota; Viridiplantae; Streptophyta; Magnoliopsida; Rosales; Cannabaceae
Exons: 1
Coding region: 1-828 (275 amino acids)
Molecular function (GO): nucleic acid binding; RNA-DNA hybrid ribonuclease activity
Source: RefSeq, a predicted model, not a curated record